Molecule: messenger RNA, 894 nt
Organism: Rhodofomes roseus
Lineage: Eukaryota; Fungi; Basidiomycota; Agaricomycetes; Polyporales; Fomitopsidaceae
Product: G-protein alpha subunit
Exons: 7
Coding region: 1-894 (297 amino acids)
Biological process (GO): adenylate cyclase-activating G protein-coupled receptor signaling pathway
Cellular component (GO): heterotrimeric G-protein complex
Molecular function (GO): G protein-coupled receptor binding; guanyl nucleotide binding; G-protein beta/gamma-subunit complex binding
Source: RefSeq, a predicted model, not a curated record
AUGGGUAGCUCAAUCUCGACAAGAGUCCUGAUCCGCGAGGCGCUACAACGAUCGCGGGAGAUUGACAGGCAGAUUGAGGACUCGCAGGAGGCGAAGACAGAAUGCAAGGACCUCUUACUUGUGCAUGGCGGCUUCACGGAGGACGAGCUAGUAGCCACCCGCCCGUCCGUCUAUCAAAGUCUGCUCAAGUCCGCGCACAACGCAAUCCUCGAAAUGCGUGCGAUGGGCCUCGACUGUGUUCUGCCUGACAAUCGUGUACGCACUGAGCGCAUUCUCGACCACGAGGUCCGUGCGAAUGAUGCCUUGUUCGACGAGGAUAUCGCUCGAGCGAUAUACGAGCUCUGGCAAGACCCGUUGAUUCCGGACUUCAUGGCCAACAGCGGCGAGUGCUGUCUCAUGGACAACGCACAGUACUUCGGCACAAAGGCCCAGCGGAUUGGCAAGCGCAGCUACAUCCCCACGGACACGGACGCAUUUUGUGCACAAGAGGAGAGCACGGGCAUCACAGAGAUGCGGUUCGCGCUCGGCCCACUAUCGAUACGCAUGUGCGAUCGGUACCAUCGCUUUGAUGAUGCGACAAGCAUUAUCUUCUGCGUCACGCUCAGUGAAUAUGAUCAACCACUGCUCAGGGAAUCAGGCAAGAACCGCAUCGCCGAGGCGGCGACGUUGCUUGAUUCGGUAUUCAACUCGAGAUGGUUCCGCCGGAUAUCUAUCAUCCUGCUGUUCAACAAGCUUGAUGUGUUCGAGCGUAAGCUCAACAAAGUUCCACUCGAACGGUGCUUUCCCACAUAUACUAGUACUGGCGGUCCAGAUAUCAACAAAGCGGCAGAGUUCAUACUCUGGACUUUCAUGCAAAGGAAUCGCUCAAACGCAAGCUUAUUUCCUCACUUUUGA